CUCUUCUUCUCCUCACGAAAAAAACAGCAACAACAACAAAAAUGGUCAAAGCCCUAACAGUCCUUGCUUUCCUUGCCGCCCCUACCGCUUACGUUAUGGCUCAAGAUGCUUCUGUUCCUACCGAAAUCCCAAGUAAUAUCCCUACCGACGAUCCUGGUUUGCUCAGCAGCAUCGCCAGCUAUGCUAGUGAAAACGCUGGCGAAUUGUCGUCUGCCUACGAAUCCAUAAUGAGCGAGCUUCCUACUGACUACCAGAACAGUGUCAGCAGCAUUCUCGCUGAAGCUACUCAGGGUGCUCCCAGCGGUGGCAGCGACGGCGAAUCUGCUGGUAACAAGGUCACCCUUGGUGUUGCCAUGGCUGGUGCUGUCGGCUUUGUUGCUGCUGCAGGCAUGCUCCUCUAAACAACAACUCACAUAUAACACAGUAUAACAUCAUCCCCAGCCUCUUUUUUCCUCUGACCUCCUUGUCCUUCUAAACUUCUCGUUUCUUGUACAACAUCUCUUCGCGUAUUUCCCUUUUGAUUCAUUCUAUAGCCUGUAUCCUUAAUACAUAUAUUAUUGUUGGUAGUCUACCACGUAACUUCA
This is a messenger RNA of Zychaea mexicana, 584 nucleotides long. RefSeq lists its product as uncharacterized. The record is from RefSeq and is a predicted model, not a curated record. Bases 42 to 401 code for a protein of 119 amino acids. NCBI's taxonomy places the organism in Eukaryota, Fungi, Mucoromycota, Mucoromycetes, Mucorales, Lichtheimiaceae. The transcript has 2 exons.